Molecule: messenger RNA, 1011 nt
Organism: Cynara cardunculus var. scolymus (artichoke)
Lineage: Eukaryota; Viridiplantae; Streptophyta; Magnoliopsida; Asterales; Asteraceae
Product: transcription factor MYB35-like
Exons: 3
Coding region: 1-1011 (336 amino acids)
Source: RefSeq, a predicted model, not a curated record
AUGGUGAGACCUUUGUGUUGUGAUAAGCUCGGUAUGCGAAAAGGGUCGUGGAACGAAGAGGAGGAUGCACAGAUGCUUGCUUUUGUAACCAAACAACCUACAGGUAAUUGGCAAGUCGGGGCUCCGAGAAAACCAGGGUUAAGAAGAUGCGGGAAGAGUUGCAGGAUCAGGAAAACAAAUGUUUCGAGGAACGAUCAUGUUAGGCAUGAGAGCUUUACGCCACAAGAAGAGGAGUUGAUCAUCAAGCUUCAUUCCGCCAUAGGCAGCAGGUGGCCGAUAAUCGCACAACAACUUCCGGGAAGGACGGAUAACGAUGUGAAGAACUACUGGAAUACUAAACUGAAGAAGAAGCUAUCGGCAAUGGGGAUCGAUCCUGUAACUCAUAGACCUUUCUCUCAAAUGCUGGCCGAUUAUGGCAACAUCAGUGGACUCACAAGGACCCAAACUCGAAUCGCUUCACUCAAUCGAGACAACAACAACAAUAACAACAACAAGAAGAUAAACACGUUCUUCAUUUCGAAUCAAGAAAUCCAACAAAUCCCUGAAACAUUAUUCCCCAAUUUCAACAAUUCGGUCAAAAUGGAACCAUCGGAGGUCAUCAAACCCGAUUCGCUCGACCUUCUAACUCAACUCCAAGCAAUCACGCACGUUAAGGAUCCAUCAACGAAUCCAGAGAUCUCCCUGACUCAAUUCCACGUUUCAUUGGCAUCAUCGUCGUCGUCUUCUUCGAGUACCUGUUCUGCAACUCUAAAUGAAGCGACGCCACAACAGACCUUCAAUUGGCGCGAUUUUCUGAUCGAGAAUUCGCAGGAUGGAAACGUUAACGAUGAAAGCUUUGAAGCCAUGGGAGGAAUUGAGGUCGUUAAGGGUAAUAAUACCAAUACACCAUUGAUGAAAGGAAGUGUAGACGAAGAAGGCUGUGACGGAUCGUUUGUGGAAGCCAUGUUAGAUGGAGAAAACGAUAUGCUUUUGGACUUCCCAGGGCUUUUGGGUGAACCAGUUUAUUACUAA